Messenger RNA from Fonsecaea erecta, 1101 nucleotides. RefSeq lists its product as hypothetical. Gene Ontology annotation, molecular function: protein binding. Gene Ontology annotation, biological process: Golgi organization. Gene Ontology annotation, cellular component: Golgi apparatus. The record is from RefSeq and is a predicted model, not a curated record. The transcript is spliced from 3 exons. Bases 1 to 1101 code for a protein of 366 amino acids. Lineage: Eukaryota; Fungi; Ascomycota; Eurotiomycetes; Chaetothyriales; Herpotrichiellaceae.
AUGUUUGGUGCAUUGAACCGCUUUAUAGCUCGCCUUGAUGGUGAGCCACCUCCACGACAGUCAGACUCAGGGCCGUCGGAUACUUCGUACGGCUUUCAGGUCCUGCGAAACACAAAUAAGGACCUCCAUAUUGAACCCUGGUUCGACUUCAUAAUAGGCAUCAACGGCCAUUAUCUGGACUCCCCGGAUCCCACCCUGUUUACAACCGAACUGCGCAACUGCGCCGGCGGAUACUGUUCCCUGGAUAUAUGGAGCGCAAAGGGCCAAAGAACACACUCGGUCAGCGUGGCCGUUCCUGUUCCGCCCGAAACGCUCGGGCUCUCGCUACAACUCGCACCUCUGAAUUCCUCACACAAUAUCUGGCACGUCCUUGACAUUCCCUCUCCGUUGUCUCCGGCCCAUCAAGCGGGCCUCCUACCACACAGCGACUAUAUACUUGGCUCGCCAAGCGGUACCUUGAAGGGGGAAGCUGCUCUCGGCGAGCUCGUUGAAGACCACCUGAACCGCAGUCUGGUAUUAUGGGUCUACAAUUCGGAGUUCGAUGUGGUAAGAGAGGUGGAACUCGUGCCACGAAGAGGUUGGGGAGGUGAGGGCGCUUUGGGAGCGAUCCUUGGUUUCGGCGCUCUACAUCGCCUGCCCGUGGGAUUGGGAGAGGAAGUGCAGGCCCCGGGAGAAAAUCUAUUUGAUGCGGAUAGGAAGAGCUGGGAGAACGGGCAGCAGGAGGUGUUCGCCAACACCUUCCAGCCUGCGCCAGCUCAGGAUCUACCUCCACCACCCAUGGUUAACCCGAAUAUUCCUCCUCCGCCACUGAUGAACCCCAGUGCUCAACCACCCAAUGCCUCCUUACCAGCUAGAUCACGAAAGGGGCGACACCACGCCGGAGCCGCUCUGAACAGUGGUUUCGAUGACAUAUUCGCCGAAGGGGCCAAAAAGAGUGCCGAGCAAGAUCAUGUACCUUCGAGGAAGGGAACACCACUUGCUCCGCCACCCAAGGUCACGUCUGCUGGACCGACACCACAUUCUGUCACCCACGAGAAAGAAGAUCCCCUAGCGCAAGCAGGCGAAGAUCUUGGUGAACCCGGGGAUGCCGAGGAAACGUGA